Messenger RNA from Phaedon cochleariae (mustard beetle), 1323 nucleotides. The record is from the annotation of a GenBank genome assembly. NCBI's taxonomy places the organism in Eukaryota, Metazoa, Arthropoda, Insecta, Coleoptera, Chrysomelidae.
UUGUGUGGAAAUAAGAUUGAAAGAUGUCGGAUCGAAUGCCAAAGAUCGACUUCAGCAAAUUGAAUAAGUCUAACUUGAAUUUCAUCAGAGAGCUUGAAAAACAAAACAAAGAAAGAGUCCAAAAAUUGAAACGACUGCGAAAAAACAAUCUUUUAACUGGUGGAUUAUUGACCCUUGGGGUUUUAGGUAUCUACGGGUACUCAAUGUAUGCUGUUAAUCAAGAAAGCUUUUUAGACGAUUUUGAGGAACCCGCGAAAAUCAGCCAGUAAUUACAAUGACUGCCCCAACUCCCCAUAUUCGUUUGCCCCCUUUACCUACGAUUAGAGAUUUAGUCAAGUUGUAUCAAAUUCGAGCUCUCCGCCAGUUGUCCCAGAACUUUUUGAUGGAUGAACGUAUAACUGAUAAAAUUGUGAAAACUGCUGGAAACAUUAGAAAUGGUUAUGUUUGUGAGAUCGGACCAGGACCUGGGGGAAUAACCAGGUCAAUAAUUAAAAAAUGCCCUCAAAAGCUGAUUGUAGUUGAGAAAGAUAACAGGUUCCUUCCAACUUUAGAGUUAUUACAGGAAGCAUGUAAUAGUCAUAUGGAAAUGAACAUAGCAAUAGAUGACAUCAGAUCAUUCAAUUUGGAAACUGGAUUUGCUGGUGCUCCUAAACAUAAUUGGUUGGAAGCCCCACCACCAGUUCAUUUAAUAGGAAAUCUACCUUUCAGUGUUUCUACCAAUUUGAUAAUACGCUACCUACAGUCAGUCUCUGAGAAGUCCUCAGCUUGGUCAUAUGGUCGUUCAUCAAUGGUUCUCACAUUUCAGAAGGAAGUGGGUGAGAGGAUGGUUGCCCCUGUAAGGCACAAACAGAGAUGUAGGCUGUCAGUAAUGUGUCAGAUGUGGUGCGAUGUAGACUAUAGGUUCACAAUACCAGGAAGAGCUUUUGUUCCAAAACCUGAUGUCGAUGUAGCAGUUGUCAGACUAGUACCAUUGGAAUAUCCUAUGUCAGAUGUGCCAUUCAAGAUGAUAGAAAAAGUACUCAGGAAUAUAUUCAACAUGAGACAAAAAUAUUGCAUCAGAGGAACUGAAAGGUUGUUUCCUGAAGAUACAAGAGAAUAUCUAGCUAAAAAACUUUUGAAUUCGGCUGAAGUUGACAUUACAACAAGACCAUUUGAGAUCACUAAUGAGGAGUUUGUGAGAAUUUUCCAUGCCUACAAAGAGAUUUGUGACGAAAACCCUGGGGUGGCAGAAUAUGAUUCAAGAGCUUGUAAGAAACUAAAUGUAGAUAUAGAUAAUGAUUUAUAGUUAUUUGAAUAUUUCAAAUAUAAAAUGAGUGUUCUAGC